AUGGCGUCAACCGCAGAUGACGCCGUGAUUGACGUUGAGGAGGACGAGGAAGAGGAGGAAUUACCGUUUCGUUGGGGCGAUCCGGCUCCCGGCCCGAGUCGCGGCGGCAAGCGGUUUUACCUGUGGUUCGAGCAGGGAGGGGAGCGGUUCGACAUUUACGACUGCGUGUACUGCCAGGCAGAAGAGGGGAUGGACCCGUACGUGGGGAAGAUCGUGCGCAUGUACGAGCUCCCCCCCAGCCGCCGCGGAAAGCGCAACAGCAUCGGCGGAAAGCCAGGCGAGCGCAAGGUGGACAUCCGCUGGUUCUUCCGCGCGGCUGACGUGCAGGCGGAGGGCGGGGAGCUCCCAAGGGACGUGCGCCCCAACGAGGUGUUUCUGGCCGUUCCCGAGGGCACCCAAGGUGUUACUGACGCCAACAAAGUGAUAGUGGUGGACUCACGGGCGCGCAUACUGUGCGUGUCAAAGGACCCGCGCAACCCACAGCCGAGUGCAGCGCAGGUGGAGGCAGCAGAGCUGGUGUUCUGCCGUGCGUGGGACAUGCAGCAGAAGCACGUGCUGGAGGACCUUCAGGUGGCUAUUGACGACUUGGGCUCAGAGGAGGCAGUGUUCAACAAGUCGGCAUGGGUGCAGCAGCAACCGACCGUUGGGGCGACAGCAGGGGAGGAGGAGGACAGAGCUGCAGGCAAGGAAGCAGGAGGCGCGGUUACAGGGGGUGCUGAGACAGUCAGAGAGGAGAAGGAUGGUGCUGUGAGAAACGACACGGACGUGAAAGGGGGAGAAAUGGGGACGGAGGAGGAGCGAAGGGUUGGGGAAAGCGGAGGAGGGGAACAGAAACGGCUAAGCAAGAGGAUGAAGGUGGAAGGGCAGGUGGGGGAAAAGGGCGGGAAGCAGAGCAAGGAGAAGAAGGCGGGAGACCCGUGGGAUCUGGAGGAGGAGGAGGAGGAGGAAGUGGAGGAAGGGCAAGAGGAUGGGCAAGUGGAGGAGGAGGAGGAGGGUGUAGAAAAGGAAGAGGAGGAGGGCGACGGGGAAGAGGAGGAAGAGAGAGGGGAAUUGAGGAAAGAAGGUUCAAAGGAAGGCUUAAAGGAAGCUCCCGCGAAGUCAAGUGCACUGAAACUGUUGACUGAGAAAUCGGCCCUGGCAGGGCAGGCAGGCACGGGUGGGCUCAGGCAGGGAUUGCCGCAGGGGUUGCAGCCUGCAGCAGCCCCUGAUGGGCCCGGGUCUCGAGCCAAACUGCCUGUCCGCCCCUCCCAGAAGAAGCUCCCCCGGAUAACACCUCCCCCUGGGGCUGUGACUGCUGGGCCGAGAGGAGGAGGGGUAGGUGGAGAGGGAGGAGGAGGUGGGGGAAAAGGGGGAGGGGGAGGGGGAAAGAAGAAGGUUGCUGGUGUGUUGUCAUUGGCCAAUGUUCCGGCCAAUAGGAGGAGUUUGUUUGAGAAGCUGCAAGGGAAGAAGAAGGGGCAGGGAGCAGGGAGGGUGGGUAAGGGAGGAGAAGGGAUGAGGGGAAGAGAGAGGAGUGCUGAGAGAGAAGGGAAGCUGCCAGAGGGACAAGAGGUGGUGCCGCUGGGGAGGAGGAUAGAGGAGGAGAGAAGGAAAGAGGCGAGGAUGAAAUUGGAGGAGAGGAGGAAAGAGGAGGGAGGGAAGCCUGUCAGUGAUGCAGGUGCUGCUACGGCUGCUGCUGGUGCUGCUGAUUCUGCUGCUGCUGCUGCUGCUGCUGCUGCUGCUGCUGCUGCUGUUUCUGGAAUGGAAAAAGCAGCAGUGCAAGCUGACCUCGCAACUGUCCAAUCAGAAGCACCGGAAUCUGCCACGUCAGAGCCAGGUGCUGCUGACAUGGCGCCGGCUGAGGUGGUGGAUUUAGAGAAGAGAGAAAGCAAGGGUGACGCGACUGAAAGGGGAAUUGCUGGUGCGGGAAUGGAAGGGAAGAGCGGAACGGAGACUGCAGUGCCUAAGGAGAGCGUUGAUCGUGAGGGUUUGGAGGUGAAGUCAGAGAGCGAGAAAAGGGACGAGAGUGAGAAAAGGGACGAGAGUGAGGAGAAGAUGGAACAGCAUCAUCGAGGGGGCGUUGGUGGAACAGCGGCAUUAUUGAGGGGGCGUUGGAGGAGCAGCGGGUGGUUCGCAUUGACAGCAUCCCUCACCUCUCGCUCAUUCACCCCUCCACUGCCCACGUCCCUCCCUCCGUCGCCCCUGCAGUGGAACGGCAUCAUCGAGGGGGCGUUGGAGGAGCAGCGGGUGGUUCGCAUUGACAACAUCCCUCCCUGCACCUCGUCGCAGCAGCUGCACGUGAGUCACUGUCAGCUGCACGAGGCCAUGCUUGAGCUCUUCUCAGACGUGGUGGCGGUGCGGGUGCAGCCGGCCACCACGCCCAUUCCCCCCAUCGCCAUUCACGCCUUUGCCAUCUUCCGCACCGCUGCUGCCGCCGCUGCUGCUGUGCUCUUCCUCUCAGCCAAAUGCGUCGUGCCCUCCCACUCUUCCCGCCCUCUGAUUGGUCGCCUGCAGCGCCCACCAGCAGAGGCGCCAUCAGCGGUGGAUGCACCCUCGGCCUCUCUGGUGUCGCACGGCCCAGGCUACUUCACCAUCCGCAACAAGCGUGGCGGCCCCGGGCAGUACUCAGAUGAGAAGGUGAGGCGGGAGACAUGCUAG
Molecule: messenger RNA, 2634 nt
Organism: Closterium sp. Naga37s-1
Lineage: Eukaryota; Viridiplantae; Streptophyta; Zygnematophyceae; Desmidiales; Closteriaceae
Source: the annotation of a GenBank genome assembly